AUGUAUGUGAAAUGGUUUGAUACAGUAUGUUAUACUAUGUGAUUUUAGUGAUUUUAGUGAAUGUCACUUUUUGUCAUUUUCAAAUUUCCCGCCGUUCCAUCCCCCGUACAUCCCGACGCUCGCAGGGGACGGAACCCAGAUGACAGAUGCCGGCAUUCGCUGCAGGAGGGACAUCGUGGGAGCACAGGACAAGGUAAGUGAUCGAGGGAUCCCGGAGAUGCGCCGCAUGGUAAGCCCGAGUGUAGCUCGGGGUUACCGCUUGUGCUACACUCGGAAUACCGCCAGGGAGGUUAAGGUA
This is a messenger RNA of Staurois parvus, 298 nucleotides long. The record is from the annotation of a GenBank genome assembly. NCBI's taxonomy places the organism in Eukaryota, Metazoa, Chordata, Amphibia, Anura, Ranidae.